UUUGCAUAUGCUGUAGUAUUUACAAAUACGGCUGCAACUUCAGAGCUGAAAACGAAAGAUGGGGAAUAUUCACACUGUUGGGCCAAGUGAGGCUUUGGUAAUUUCAGGAGGCUGCUGUGGGGGCACAGGCCGUAAGAUGAUCGUUGGUGGCUGGGGUUGGGCCUGGUGCCUUGUCACAGAUGUGCAAACGAUCUCUCUGGAGGUAAUGACCUUGAACCCAGUAUGUGAGAGCGUGGAGACAUCUGAGGGUGUACCAGUGACAGUAACAGGUGUGGCCCAAUGUAAGAUCAUGCGGGAACCAGAGAUUCUCAAAACAGCCUGUGAGCAGUUUCUUGGCAAAUCUGUCCAUCACAUUGAGCACGUUAUCCUGCAAACUCUGGAAGGCCAUCUCCGUGCUAUCUUGGGUACACUGAGUGUAGAAGCUAUCUACCAGGAUCGAGACCAGUUUGCUCAGCUGGUGCGAGAAGUAGCCUCCCCUGAUGUUGGAAAGAUGGGUAUUGAAAUUCUGAGUUUCACCAUCAAAGACAUAUUUGAUAAUGUGCAGUACUUGCAAUCUCUGGGAAGGGCACAGACUGCCAAUGUUAAACGUGAUGCUGAUAUUGGUGUUGCAGAAGCCAACAGAGAUGCUGGAAUAAGGGAAGCUGAAUGUGACAACAAGAGAAUGGAUGCUAAGUUCACAGCUGAUGCAAAAAUAGCUGAUGCCUCCAGAGAGUUCCAGAUGCAGAAGGCCUCUUUUGACAUGGAAGUCAAUGCAAAGAAAGCAGAAGCUGAACUGGCAUAUGAGCUUCAAGGAGCCAAGGAAAGACAAAGAAUCAGAGCUGAGGAAAUUGAGAUUGAUGUUGUGGAGCGAAAAAAACAGAUUGAUGUUGAGGAGAAAGAAAUCAUGAGAAAAGAAAAAGAACUGAUGGCUACCGUGAAACGACCAACAGAGGCAGCUGCUUUCAAAACCGAACAAAUUGCAGAGGGAAAAAGGACACAAACUGUGGAGGCUGCCCGUGCUGAUGCAGAGAGGAUCAGGCUGAUCGGUGGUGCUGAAGCUGCAGCCAUCGAGGCAGUCGGUAAGGCCGAGGCUGAGAAAAUGAGAUUAAAGGCCUCAGCUUACAAACAGUACGGAGAUGCUGCUAUGCUUAGUAUGGUGUUGGAAACACUACCCAAGAUUGCUGCUGAAGUUUCUGCACCACUAUCCAAAACAGAAGAAAUUGUAAUGAUUGGAGAUGACCGCACCACCAGUGAAGUUAGUCGACUUGUCAGUCAGCUGCCACCAGCUGUGCAGGCCUUAACAGGGGUAGAUCUGUCAAAGGUCCUUGCAAAAGUGCCUGGCGCCAGCUCCUAAGCAGCAUCAUAAGUUUGUAGCAGAAAGAUUUCAAUGCCACACCUCUAAUAUUUCAAAACCCCUGCAGACUACAAUAGACUAAUCCAUUUCAUUCUAGAGGAAGUGAUACAAUGGUUUUACAGGAGUGAAACAGUUUUGUCAACAUGAACUCUAAUACUGACAUAAAUUGGCAAGAUAAUGCAGAUUGGUUAGCCUAUUGUGUUGUGCAAGAGAGUUUACCAGAAGACCUUUUCUAAAGUGUUUUCAGCAGUGUGUAGAUGUCCUAUUAUUUGCAUGCACGUUGUACAUAAUAUUGUAACUAUAGUUGGACUUAUUGGUUUUCUAGUAGUUACAGCAAUAUCAUACCUCCACCCUAAAUUACGGGUUUGGAUUCUCCUAUUCAACUGUAUAGAGAGGUCCAUGUAAACCAAGGGUGGACAAUUUUAAUUUUACUCAGAUUUAGAACCAUAAAUCAGAAUCAGAGUAAUGAUUGAAACCUGAACAACAUAUUAAAAAUCUUUACAAAUAUAUUUGAAGAUAUUAUGAAAAUGUUUCUUGAAAAAUUUUAAUAUCUUCUAUAAUUGAUCCAGGUUUACCAAAAAUGGAUAUUACAGAUAAAUACAUAAAAAAAAAUAUACAUGGAGCUCGUAAAUUCUGUUCGUCUUGAUAGAUUGAUUAAUCAGUGGUGUUAAUAAACCAAAGAUAGUGCUUACCACCAACAAUUUUAAUGUAGAUCUCAUUUCCAUAUUAAAUACUUUUACUUACAUUAAUGUUAAAGUAAGAUAAUGAUUAAUCAAAAUUUGAAGUAUUUUUAUCUUUCAGUAGUUUUCUUCUUUGGAUAUUGAUAAAGUUCUGAUGAAAUAGUUGAAAUAAAAAGUAAAGACUAGUUUCACUUUGAUUCUUAAGGAAGAUUGUUAAAAUGACAACUGGGACAACUGAAACGCUAACUUACAUUUUUACUUUAUUAUCACACACACAAAAGUAUUUCCUUUCAAAGUUUUUUACAAGAGACAUUCUAAGUGAAAUCAAUUCUUGCGUGCAGGAGAUAAAGUUUUGCUGUGCACAAAAAUUGAAUUGGGAAAUGCGAACACUAUUAGUAAGAUAAUAUCUUGUUGGCAGAAUCAUAUAUAGCAAUGGAAAGAGACAGGUCGUAAAAUAAUACUCGUCAAUGUUAUGGGUUAAAAUAUUUUCAAAGUAUUGUGGUGUUCCUUAUUUUCAUUACAAAUUACAUUUUGCUUUAUGCCUGUAUGUAGUAUACUAGUCAAAUGACUAAUGUAAUUAUUCAUCAUGUGUUAAUGCAUAAUUAUCUCGAAAAUCUUAAUGUUAAUCUUAGUUUGAAACCUUCUUAAGAAAUCGGCCAUUUCACAAUGUAAGGCAUGAUUGAGGAGUUCAGCUGAAUCUAAAUGUGUUUUUUUUUUUUUUUCCCAAGGUUAUUCAAGAUUCAAACAAAAUGACAAUGUUUUUCAUUUUGUGCUUUAGAAAUAAAACCUCAUCAGACUGACUCAUCCUUGAUACACAUAUCCUAAAACCUUUAUAAGUACUGUUUAGUUUUGGAAGGUUAUUGAAGGUCCAUGACUCCUGUGAUUAGUGAUUGUUAAUAUUUGAUUAACUCUUGGUUAUUUCAAUGACAUUCUUUCUGCAGAAUCACAGGAAUUAUUUAUUUUCUCUGCAUAGUUUACUUAAGUAUGUCCAGAAGGAAGUCUUUUUUAUUGUGACCGCAAAUCUUUUUCCAAUUUUCCAAACUGUUAUAUGUUACCACACGAAAGAUAAUUCUCUUAUCAUACAUGAAAUACAUAUAGCAUACUUUGAAUCACUAACAUAGAUUGAAGUUGUUUAUGAUUAUAUGAAUAAUUGGCUACUUUUUGCCUAAACGUGUCUUGUUGAAUACCAGGAAAAGUUAUGCUGUGUUUUAGUACACAGUAUGUUUAAUCCAGCCAGACACCAAAUCUUAUCAGGAAUUGUGUUAUAAUUCAAAUUUUAUCUGUUUUUAAACAUUUUUGUGGGAAAUUUCCCUUGAUACUCAUUAUUGUAAUAUAUGUAUCUGUUCUAAAUCUCCUGGUUCUGACCCUAAACGUAAAUAUUAUCUUUCGUAUUGUGUGGUAUUCAUAUUCAUAUCUUAACGGUAGUAAACUUAAUUAAGGAGAUUUUGUACAUUUUUACUGCUUUCUCCAAGUGACUUCUUGUGUGUAUAUAAUAUAACAGAUUUGUAACAGCAGCUAAACAUGCCACAAUAUCAUUGUUGUAAUGGAAGCAUGACUACUUUUAAUAUUUUACUUUUAUCAAUAUUGUCCAACUUUAUACUUAAAAUGUAAUAUUUCAUGGUAAGACUAGUGAUUUUAAACAUUUUAUCGUAUGAGUGCACAAUAAAAUGAAAUAAAAAUUUACCAUAUUUUUACAACUGGAGAAAAGAGUUUGAAUCACAUUGGAGAAAUAAAAGAAUCACUUUUUCAUUGAUAUUUAUAAAAAAUGAAAUUUAUUUAGAAAAGAAAAAUCAGGAAAGUCUUGGUUAAUGAAUAUUAUGUGCAAGUAAAAGUCUCUUAUGAAAAUUACAUUAGAAUACUUUGUUUGUUGUGGAAUAUAUUGGAUCUCUACUUUUUAUGGUUGUGCCUUGUGAAUUUUGUAAGAAAAAUAAUUUGGAUUAUAUUGCUAGCAAACAAGACUGUCAUCUUGUCCAUAUUAUGGUUGGGUCCACUUUCAUCAUAUUCUGAAGGAAAAGGCUAACAAUUCCUUUAAAUAUUGGCAUCUUUCCUUGCUGAAACGAUACUUUCUGGUAGAUUUUUGUGGCAUUUUAUGAUAUGUUAUAGACUAUGGCAUGAAGAAUAACUAAUGGCCUUUUUUAGUCUGUGUUACUUUUCAGCCCCCAAAAUAGGAUUUUUUCUUAUGAUUUGUGAAAAUAGGCAUUAAAAAUAUCUUCCGAUGUAUUUUACUUUUGAAUUCCACUUUUAGACUAGUGUAGGGGUAGUAGAUGUUCUUUGUCCCUUUGUUGUGAUAAGUUGCACAUGGACUAUGAUGUACCUAUAAAUGUGAGCUUUUAUCCCUGUUUAGAUACUUUUGAUAUCUGUCAUGGACCAAGGAGCAGGGAAAAUAUUUAAGACCAUAGCAAACUUCCUUGCAUUAACAAAACUUUGUGAAAGAUGUAGCAAGUUAUAUCCAUUAAAAAGAUAUUACUGCCUGUCACAAAUUAUGAAAAAUACAAACAUGUAUCACAAUACUUAGUAAGGUUUGUUUUACCAUUAUCUUAAGAUUUUCUUCAGAAGUUUAAGAAGUUGCUCAAGGGUAGGCCAGUUUAAAAAUCAGUCUUAUUUAUUUUAAAGAUUUGAAUUUCUAAUUUACAAAAUGUUAUUGACUGGGGUGUAGGUGAGGCAUUUUAUUGAUAACAUUGGGAAAGUUUGUUGAUAAUUUUCAUAUGUUAAUAUUAUAGGGAUGCGAAAUAGUUAAGAGAUGUUCAAAAAAGUUUUAAAUCAUGACAAAGCUAUAUGAAGUUAAUGUCUAUUCCAAUAAAAUAUUUAUUGCAGAAUAAAUUGAUAUUCAGUACAAAAGAUUAGUUUUAUCAUACUUGUUCACAAAAGAUGUUACAAAUGACAAGCUAAGAAAUAAAAGUGUAACGAUAAAUUGUUGUGGAAAAGUAUAGAGCUUAGAUCUACUACGUUCAAUUUUCAGUCACUGGUAAUCAUCUCUAUAUUUAUAGUAUUAAAAAUUUAUCUUUAAAUAAGGGUAUAAUUGUAUUAAAGAAUUUCAUGUUAAAGUAUUAUUCUAAUAUGAACAUUUUAAUUCAAGUGUACAUCAUCAUGAAUCAUUUAUCUGCAAUACUUUCUCCUAAAGGUGUGGGCUGUAUUUAGAUACAAUCAUUAACAGUGGUACAAUCCUGUAACAUACGUUUCCAUGUGCAUCUCCUUUGUAUAUUUAAUGUUAAUUGUAUUAUUGCUAUAAUAUAUAUACAACUUAGUGUAUCAUCUCUGUUUACAUGAAUUUGUUUAUAACAAUAAAAAAACCAUUAAAUACA
Ylistrum balloti is the source of this 5315-nucleotide messenger RNA. RefSeq names its product flotillin-2-like. Gene Ontology annotation, cellular component: plasma membrane. The coding region runs from base 59 to 1333 and encodes 424 amino acids. The record is from RefSeq and is a predicted model, not a curated record. NCBI's taxonomy places the organism in Eukaryota, Metazoa, Mollusca, Bivalvia, Pectinida, Pectinidae. The transcript has 9 exons. Gene Ontology annotation, biological process: protein localization to plasma membrane; regulation of myoblast differentiation.